GAUCUGACGUGGUUGCCCGUUGGUCCCACAUCAUCGUGGGAAUACCACUGGGUCGUUCUGAAGGCCAUCUUUAUAGGCAUUUCGGACGGCUUCCACGGCAUCUUCGUGGACGUUCCGGUGGCAGUCGUCACAGAACCGAAGGCGACGUUUCGACACUUGUGGAAUAUCGCGGACACUGGCAUAGAUGUGGUGAAUCUGUUCAAAGCAGAUCGACGGCAGUCGCCAACUGAGCCAAUGGACGAUGGACAGUUUAAGGGUAAUUUCGACGACUUCGAAGCCACGGUGCUGCUGCUUCGGCUGAUCUUGACAGUACUGUUCGGUUGUCUCCGCCUCACGGCCAUGAUUGCGCGGACGCCGGACAAGCCCUGCGAUGAAAGUGACGGGGACGAGGAGGAGGACAGCGAGGACAGGAGGCUUCUGCAUCGACCCCAUGCUGUGCAUGCGAUAGCGGGUGCAAAGCCAGCUACAGUGGGUGCUGCUUUCGCUCAGUCGGAACGGCCUGCGUCCUGGUGGCCACUGGCGACUGCGCUGUGUUCUGCGCCUGCAGGCUUCGCGCUGCGGCGCAGUCACAAAAGACGGCGCCCCUGCCUGGCAAUAAACAAUGAGGACAUCUACAUGGAUGACUUUGUCAGCCCAGGUCAGAUGUUGAGAUGUCGACGAUCUGAACAGCGUCAUCGCCUGUUGCCUGUUCUGUCGAGUGGCUGGUCGCGUACUGACGGCUUGCCGCGAGGCCAGGAUGCAGGCUUUCAGUUCCAAAACAUGGGCCCUCUCGUUGGAUGCCCACCAUCGCUUUGGAUUUACUUUGUCGGCAGCAGCGCAGUCCCAAGUCGCUGCCCUUGGCAGGUUCAAGAGGUGAUGCUACUUUUUGAGCAAGUUUGUGACUCCACGCAAAGCUACAGCCUGCUAACCAGCGCUUCCGGCUGCAUUGCGUCAGAGCAUUGGCGACAAGACAGCGGGUCAGACAAGGACGUACCACCAGGUGGUCCGACGGAUCGUCUGCAGCAGCCUGCCAGUGAGUGCUCAGCCUUAACUGCCCAAGAAGUUCUCGGACGGUAUGACCUCGUUGUAGCCACGGACGAGGGGACACGGGCCCGCGUGGCUGCUUUGGCUGGUGGUGACGACGAGCGGCUCUGCUGCUUGGCCGACUUCUUGGACGUGUGCUCGGUGCAGGACCAGAUUUCCCAGCUUCAACUCCUUUGGGAUCGGAAGGGCCUUGCUUGUGCUGUUCGGCCAGAUGCGCGGAGCGUUGGCCGCGCCAGGAGCUUAGCAGACCUGGACGAUGUGGACAGCUCUGACUUGCUGCUCGUGGCCCAAGCGUUGGCGGUGGCAGGCCGCUUUUUGAUCUCGCAGUUUCCACAGGGCUUGAAGGACAGGCUCCACCCUCAUCUCGUUCCCAAAGGUAUCUGA
Symbiodinium necroappetens is the source of this 1407-nucleotide messenger RNA. The record is from the annotation of a GenBank genome assembly. Lineage: Eukaryota; Dinophyceae; Suessiales; Symbiodiniaceae.